Cervus elaphus (red deer) is the source of this 3357-nucleotide messenger RNA. RefSeq names its product ankyrin repeat domain-containing protein 26-like. The record is from RefSeq and is a predicted model, not a curated record. The transcript is spliced from 10 exons. NCBI's taxonomy places the organism in Eukaryota, Metazoa, Chordata, Mammalia, Artiodactyla, Cervidae. Bases 498 to 2579 code for a protein of 693 amino acids.
UGAUUUCUAACUUGAGCUAAUGUUUGUGAUUUACGAAUUUUAUAUUUUACUAGGGAUAUAGUUAUUUUGAAUGCUCUUAUCCUUUAGCCUUAAUGCUAGUUACUUUGUUAACAUACCACCAUGUUACAUAUUAGAGUAUUCUGGAUUUGACUGCAUACUUGCCUUAACCAGUGUGCUGUAUGUUUAAAUGUAUUUUAUGUCACUAAUGAACAUCCUUUCAUUUCAGUGUGAGGACUUCUUUCAGCAUUUCUUAUGAGGCGAGACUAGUGGUGAUGAACUCCCUCAGGUUUGCUUUGUCUGGGAAAGUUUUUGUUUCUCCUUCAUUUCUGAAAGACAACUUUUCUGGAUCGAGUCCUCUUGGUUGGCAGUUUUCUCCUCCUAGCACUUUGAGUAUGUCCAUGGAUGGAGGCCAAAUUGCUGUUGGUGGCAGGAGAACUGAUGAGGCACCUGCCUUUCAUCCAUGAUGCUGACGUCACCCCAUCAUUAGUGAACCUGGCAUGCCCAGGAAGGAAAUAGAGAGAAAGAACAAUGACAAAUGGACACCAGAAGAAUGUGUGAUUGCACCAGUAUUUGAAAAGACCAAUUCACUGACUGAUGGUCUGCUGCACGUGACAAAUGACAGCAUUUUAAGGAAGGUGGAUCAAGAUGACAGCAGGCCUGCAAGGAAAACAGCAUAUGAAAAAAAGAAGGUUUCUGAUAGUGGUAGAAAAGCAAAAGGUCUGUUGCGCAAAAGCCACAUGCAGGAUGAAAUUGCCAUGCCAAGAUUAGAAAUAGACACAGUGAAAAAUCAGAACCAGGAGAAAGAAAAGAAAUGUUUUGAAGAUACUGAAAUUGUAAAAGGAGAGAAUGAUUAUCCUCAAAAGGCAAUAAAAUUGAACAAGGAAACAUUGACAAAGACCAUAUUCCAGCAUACUGGCCAGCUUAACGUUCCGGUAGCUGAAAAUACAAUGCUAAACCCUGAGCUGGAGUACGCAAAGCGAAGCAAAGAAAGACUAGAAACAGAAGUGGAAUCCUACCACUCUAGACUGGCUGCUGCCAUACACAAUCAUGAUCAAGGUCAGAUAUCACAAAGACACCUGUCACUUGCCUCCCAGAAAGCAAAAGACAAGAGGUUACGCUUGCAGGACCCAAUGAAGUUCCAUAUGGCUAAGCUGAAAAGUGACAAUGAGAUGCUUUCCCAGCAACUUUCUAAAGUGGAAAAUAAAUUCAAUAAGCUAAAAAUCAAGCUGCAUCAGACGAGAGAUGAUCUCAGAGAAAAGACUUUGAUGUUAGAACGUGUCCAGAGAGACUUACGCCAAGCAGAGUGUCAAAAGCAGGAUAUUGGACACAUGUAUCAGAACGAACAAGGCAAAGUGAAGGAAUACCUUGGAAAGCAGGAAUCCUUAGAGGAGAGGUUAUCCCAACUCCAGAGUGAAAACAUGUUGCUCCGACAGCAGCUGAAUAAUGCACAAAAUAGAGCUGACAGUAAAGAGAAGACAGUCAUUAGCAUCCAAGACCAGUUUCAGCAGAUCGUGAAAAAUCUUCAUGCUGAACAUGAGAAACAGGAUCUGAUGCUGGAGGAAAGAAGCAAGGAUUUAAGCAACAAAUUGAAUCAUUUAGAAGAGAGAAUGUGUCAGUAUGAAAAUGAGAAAGCAGAAAGACAAGCAGUUGUGAGACAACUUCGGCAAGAACUGGCUGAUAGCCUCAAAAAGCAGUCUACGUCGGAGCCGUCCCUGGAGGUCAUGUCACGUUAUCAUGCCAAGUUAGAAGUUGAGGCACGGGAUUUAAAGAACUUAUAUCAACUCACAAGUCAGUCUCAAGAAACACAGGAUCAACAUACAGAGGCCGUGAGAUAUGCUGAAAAAACACAGGAUCACAUCCAAAAGCUUGAAAUUGAAAAUGCCAAGUCACAAACUACAGUCAAAAAGCAAGCGGGCGAAAUUGAACAGCUUCAGAAAAACCUCUUAAGUAUAAGAUUGAUUGAUGAUCUUCCAGCAGAGCUGGAAACUGUAUGUUCACAAUGUCUGCACAUGAAUGCAGAAAUUCAGGUUCUUCGAGAGGAGUUAUUAUUCAUGACAAGAAUGCAAAAGAAAUGUGAAGAACUAGAGAAGAAUAACAAGAAGCUGGAGCAAAACAUAGUGAACCUCAAAAGUCACAUAGAAAUGAAUAUGACAGAGCACAGUCAAGUAGAGCAGUAUAAGCAGGAGAUUGAAGAAAGAGCGAGACAGGAGCUAGUAGAGAAAUUAAAAGAAGUCAACACGGUUUUACAGAUACAAGCAGCAUCUCAAGAAAACUUAGAGCAGGCACAAGAGGAGCAUAUUGCUUCCUUCAGAAGUCAGAUGGAACUCAGAAUGAAAGAGUUGGAAUCUGAAGUCUUCAAGAUGGAAACUUCUGAAGCAGAUUUGGAAAAAUAUAAGAAACUCUACCUCGAAGAACUAAAAGUUAGGAAGUCAUUGGAAAAGAAGCUAGACAAGACUAAUUGGAGGCUGGCAGAGAUGAGCACCGAACUUGAGGUGGAGAAACAGCAGAACAGGUCUUUACUGAGCACUCUCACCCCGAGGCCAGUCCUGGAGCCGCCCUUGCAUUGGAAAUUUCCAUAAUACUUCAUAUGACUCUUUCUCCAAAAACAAACGUAGGAUUUUCUACCUCAAUUCCAUGCCCUUCAAAUAACAGCAUGGCAACUUACUUGAUCAAGUUUAGUUCUACUAUCUUUUUUUCCUUGGGUUUAGGAUUUCUGAUAUGAAUGAUUCUUAUUUUCAACUUCUGAGCUGUUUAUUUGACUUAUGUGCACUAAGUAAAAGCCAUAAUUAUCUGUGCUUACAAGGAGACAAAAAUUUUAUGGGUUUUUUUGUCCUAGAUUUCUAUUUUUAAGAGAUACUUAUUAAUUUCUUAAAUUUCUUGAAAAGCUGCAUUUAAAUUCUACUUUAGAAAUGAAAUCUUAUUGCCUAGUAACCGAACAUAUACUUUCAGAUAUUUGACCUCCUUUCUAAUUGAUUUCACCUUGGCAAGUGUUCAUAAUCAUCUCCAAGCUCUGCUGAACCCACUGCAGUUUUUCUACCCCUAAGCAUAAGUGAAUGACUGGCAUUGAAACACUAACCAUAUAUGGAUGUUUUUGUAUUUGAAGGAAUCCUAGAUAAAUCCUUUUUAUGAAUUAAACAAACUUGUAGCACUAUAUCAGAAGAUUAAUUUCUAGCUUUCGGUCAAUAUUUUGGUCAUUUUCUUACACAAGAAUGCAUCUUUAAUCGCUAUUUUACAUAUAGCCUUGUUACUUAAAUUUCUAAAAAAUAUUUUCUGAGCAAUUGUAGAACAUUUCUAAGUUUGUAGUCAAAGCAAACAUUAAAAAAUUUUAAAUGAAGCUCACUUUUGUCUCUAUCUCAA